Molecule: messenger RNA, 534 nt
Organism: Saccoglossus kowalevskii
Lineage: Eukaryota; Metazoa; Hemichordata; Enteropneusta; Harrimaniidae
Product: target of rapamycin complex 2 subunit MAPKAP1-like
Biological process (GO): TORC2 signaling
Cellular component (GO): plasma membrane; TORC2 complex; cytoplasm
Molecular function (GO): phosphatidylinositol-4,5-bisphosphate binding
Source: RefSeq, a predicted model, not a curated record
AUGAAAUUUCUGAAAGCAGACGGUCCAGAUUACAUAUUAGAAAAACAGAGUGAGCCAGGUGUCGCCGUGGAUUUGAAGAGCACGUUAGAAAGUCAAAAUACCAUGGAAUUUUGUCUGGUUAGGGAAAAUAGUUUACGUGGUGAUUUGAUUGCCAAUGAAGAAAUGGAAGAGUUGGAGCUGAGCGGGCCAUCGUUCUUAGCAGGAUAUCAAUAUAGAUCAUAUCGAGUGUCUAUGGUACAUAAAUUUAAAUCUAACAUAGAAGUGCAGUUAGGAAUAUCAGGGGAUAAAGUAGAAAUAGACCCUGUAUCACAACCUAGUUCCAAAAUCUGGAGACCACAGAAAGCUGUCUCAUAUGAAGUGGAUAGUAUUGCUGCCUGUGACCUCAUUGAUGGAAAACAUGCUGGCAAGUCUGUCUUUAGACUCACAUAUGUCACUGGAAAUGACUUCAAGCAUCAUGAUUUUGAGAGUGACGCAGCGACCGCAAGCGAGGUAGCCACUAAGAUUUCUCAUAUACUUGAGCUCCGCUCCAGUCAC